CCCCCCCCCACGCACACUCCUACAAUUACCGAGACGGAUCCUUCCAGUCGACACGCAACACAAACCACCGAGUGACCCGAUGGCGCUGUGGACUAUCUUUCUCAUCAUAUACUUCUUUCCUCAUGGGCACGAAUCCACCAACUUUGCUCUUCCGCACGUUUUAUACGGCUGCUGCCAGGACGGCAAGGAGAGGGCUCGAAUGGUGCCCGACUGCCACAACCUUCCCUUUAUCUCCCACUUCCACGCGUGCAGGCUGGCCCAGGAGCAAUGCUGCUUAGCGGUGGUGGAGCAGCAAUUGUGCCAAAACGGCGCCAACUUAGCCACCUGGCAGCAGGCUUGCGAGAAACACUUCUUCAUUGGGAACACUUUGGAAGUUCAUAUCUCCAAGAGGUGCUGCGACUGCUGCAUGUUGGGCAUGGCGGCGUCAAGCCAAGACCCGACUUGCGGCUUGACUUACACGUCGCUGGGGAAGGAUUGCAAGCGCAUCGCUCAAAACUGCUGCGCCCAUAACGGCACGGAGGGAUUUAAUUCCACAGCUGUGAAUUUUACCAAGCCAUUUACAAUGAAUUCUACCAUGGUGCCUCCAGUGAAUUUGACCAUCGUGCCUCUCAUGGAACCAAACGCCUGUGCAGUCAUGAAUUGCACCCAGCGUUGUCUUGAAGAAGCCACGUGCGCUUGUUACCUCGGUUACCGCCUCCGACCCGACGGCGUGACCUGCGAAGAUGUUGACGAGUGUCUGCUCGGCGUCCACGACUGCGUCGCCGGCCAAACGUGCAUCAACACGGAAGGCUCGUUCAGCUGCCGACGGGAAAUCGGCUGCGGCGCCGGCUACGAGCUCACCCACGAUAACCGGUGUAAAGAUAUUGACGAGUGCACUUUGAACAUUCACAACUGCAGCUCAAAUUUCGAAUGCAAUAACACUGAAGGUUCCUUCCGAUGUCACCCGAAGUGUCCCUUGGGGUACCUUGAAGACGCUAACGGCAACUGCUUUGACAUCAACGAGUGCGUGAUGCACUCGAGCGUGUGCCAAGCUAGCCACACGUGCGUCAACACGAUUGGCUCCUAUUUUUGUAGUAAAAGGACCAUCGCGUGCGGACGAGGCUAUCGCCCGAACGAGGACGGCACGCGUUGCGAAGAUAUCAACGAGUGCCAGACGGAUGUUUGUCGGGGCCACGGCUGCGUCAACCUGUUGGGCUCGUACCGCUGCAACUGCAAAAGUGGCUUUGUGUUCAACACCAUCAAGAAGCUCUGCGAAGAUGUCGACGAAUGCAAGCAUUACCCCAGGAAGCUGUGUGCCCACAAGUGUGAAAACACAGAGGGGUCUUACCGAUGCAGCUGCUCCGCUGGCUUCAAACUAUCCUUCGAUGGCCGCAACUGCGAAGAUAUCAACGAGUGCCAGUCCAACCCGUGCAGCCAGGAGUGCGCCAAUGUCUACGGUUCCUACCAGUGCCGCUGUCACCGUGGUUACCAGCUGAGCGACGUCAAUAGGUCAACAUGCGAAGAUAUCGACGAGUGCGCCCUACCCACCGGCAGCCAAGCGUGCGCCUACCGUUGCUCCAACUCGCCCGGGAGCUUCCAAUGCUCCUGCCCGCCGGUGGGCUACACGUUAGCCUCGGAUGGGCGCACAUGCCAAGAUAUCGACGAGUGUGAAAACGGGAGCCACUCUUGCGACGAUUCGCAUAGCUGCUUUAAUAUCCACGGAGGAUACCGCUGCGUGGCCUUUCAGUGUCCCACCUACUACCGGCCAGCGCCACAUAGAAGGCCCAACAAGGACUCGCUCAGCAUCCGUUGCCAUAAAUCCUGCAACCCCAACAACCAGGAAUGCUUGCAAGAUCCUGUCGAAAUGGUCACGUACACCGUCCUCGCUCUACCCUCCUACAGGGACCUCCAACAGCCCAAAGAAAUUGUUUUCCUCCGGACGUCGCUGCCGUCUCAUUUCACCAUCGGCGACGUUGACGUCAUCUUUGAAAUGCUGAAGACGGAUGAGAACUUCUCCUACGACGUCGUCAAGCGCUUUUAUGAGGGUUACGUCAUUGGUGUGGUGCGGCAGGUGAAGCCAGUCGCCGGACCCCGGGACGUGGAACUGCGGGUAGCCUUGAACUACUUUAAGUCGGGAUUCGUCUCACACCGCAACGUUGUCGUCAUCUACAUCGUCCUCUCCGAGUUCUGGUUCUGAGCUCAAUCGCUCAUGUGAUUGAUAUGGUCUUUUUUUUUUGUUUUUUAAUGUAGAUGAAUUUUAUUUUUCAACACAGGAUGACAGUAUCUAUAAAUGAAGAAAUAUAUGCAAUAACUGUAAACACCAAGAAUGUUCUUAAUCAGUUUUGUAAUGUUGUAAAGUAUUUUUCAUUGAGCAACUGUACAUACAGUUUUGUUUUGUUUUAUGUAAAAUGAGUGCUGAAAAUGUGUACACUGGAAUUUCUCAAAAUUAGUUGCGACUAUGAAAGACGGAUUGUCACUAAAUGCAGUCAGUUUUUUUGCAUCCUCCGCUGCCUGCAGAAAUCCGCCAUCUUGCAGCUUCCAAGUCUCACAAAAUUUUCCCUGUAACUCCACACCGCCAGUUUCCUCAACAAACUUCCAGUUUGGUGAGAAUAUUUCCAGUUAUUACCGCUCGUAGGGAUGAAUAAUCAGAUAUACAAUACUGGAAAUGUUUUGUUCUGUAAAUAACUCACGUUAAAGAUGAAAAAUGGCUUCAGGGCGAAUACUUUGCUACGUAUAUAAUCAACUGAUCUGACUUUGACCACCACCGUCGUGUUCCACGUGGCCAACCAAAACACAGGGGGCAACCAUAGCGGGGGGAAAAUCCUCUGAUCUAAACUUCACCACACUGCAUGGAAAUUCCAGAUGCUUGUCCUGUGGCAACAACUGUCCCACAACUUGUCUCGGAUAAAUGAAAAUCUGCUCUGCAGACUUUAAACAUUGCACUCAAUGGAUUUCAUAUGUCGGUUUGGAAUUAUGGGUAGUAAUUAUGUGUAAUUAAAACGUUACGGAAGUCAGGAGAGGGUAAAAGCUACAAUAAAUGUUAUCUACUCCAUUCAUUCA
Syngnathus typhle (broad-nosed pipefish) is the source of this 3039-nucleotide messenger RNA. Its product is annotated as fibulin-1-like. NCBI's taxonomy places the organism in Eukaryota, Metazoa, Chordata, Actinopteri, Syngnathiformes, Syngnathidae. Gene Ontology annotation, biological process: extracellular matrix organization. Gene Ontology annotation, cellular component: extracellular region. Gene Ontology annotation, molecular function: peptidase activator activity; calcium ion binding. The record is from RefSeq and is a predicted model, not a curated record. The coding region runs from base 80 to 2176 and encodes 698 amino acids. The transcript is spliced from 17 exons.